Messenger RNA from Salvia splendens (bonfire salvia), 964 nucleotides. Its product is annotated as two-component response regulator ARR3. Gene Ontology annotation, biological process: cytokinin-activated signaling pathway; phosphorelay signal transduction system. Bases 267 to 728 code for a protein of 153 amino acids. The transcript is spliced from 5 exons. NCBI's taxonomy places the organism in Eukaryota, Viridiplantae, Streptophyta, Magnoliopsida, Lamiales, Lamiaceae. The record is from RefSeq and is a predicted model, not a curated record.
UGUACUUUUCAAUUUCAAACACUACAAAAACAGAUUUUCACCAGAUUUUAUUUUGAAAUUUUUCUUGCAUAAUAUAUACACACAAAUCUUCACUCUUUAUAUGUAUUGGCUCAUACUUUUCCUUCAUCCACUUCACGUUUCUAUUUUGUUCUUUUCUUGUUCCAGCUUCCAAUAUUUCUUAUAUAACGUGCAAAUAAGCUUGAAGAUUAUUUGCACAGAUUUUGGGUUUUGCAAAUUUUAUUUUCUUCUUUUUUUUUGUAUCGAAAAUGGCCCAAAAUUGUGAGUUUUCACCAUGUUUGGAUUCAAAUGAAGUUCAUGUUCUUGCCGUUGAUGACAGUCUUGUUGAUAGGAAAGUCAUUGAAAGGUUGCUAAGAAUCACUUCUUGCAAAGUGACGUCAGUUGAUAGUGGGAGAAGAGCUUUGCAGUAUUUAGGUCUACAUGAAGAUGAAGGCUCUGCUAAUUAUAAUGAGAUAAAAGUGGAUCUGAUUAUUACAGAUUAUUGCAUGCCUGGAAUGACUGGCUUUGAGUUGCUGAAAAAGAUAAAGGGUUCCUCCACUUUUAGAGAAACACCAGUAGUGAUCAUGUCAUCAGAGAACGUAGUGGCUCGGAUUGACAGAUGUUUGGAAGAGGGUGCCAAGGAGUUCAUAGUGAAGCCUGUGAAACUAUCUGAUGUGGAACGACUCAAGAGCUCUAUGUUUGGCCAAGCUCGAAUUCAGGGAUUAAAUUGAAAUCUUAAUACAGCCUUUUAGGAAAGUAGAGACGUUUUUAGAAAGGAUUUUAUUUAAUUCAAAUUUUUAAUUUCAUAUAGAAUGUGUGUAAUGUUAUAAUAUAGCAUACGAUCAUAAUUACAUAGAAAUUCCCUCUCCAAAAUGAAAAAAAAUUAUGUAGAAAUCAGUGUAAGUUUAAAGGUUAAGUCACAUAAAAAUACUCAGAAAAUGAUCAUAUGAGCAAAAGUCAAGAAAAU